Molecule: messenger RNA, 1309 nt
Organism: Setaria italica (foxtail millet)
Lineage: Eukaryota; Viridiplantae; Streptophyta; Magnoliopsida; Poales; Poaceae
Product: BURP domain-containing protein 13
Exons: 2
Coding region: 45-995 (316 amino acids)
Source: RefSeq, a predicted model, not a curated record
CCAGAGCUUAGAACAAGCCAAGACGACCAAUACCAAAUUCAAGCAUGCAUCCAUCAACACUCCUCCUGAUUGUGGUGGUUUCCGCCGGCGCCGCCGUGGUGCUCGGUCACCCUGCCACCACUAACACUCUGGCGGCACAGUUCUGGCAGAAGGCCCUCCCGGGCACGACGAUGCCAGACGCCAUUGCAGAUCUUGUCAAGAAUGGCAUUGACCACUCGCCACUUGUGGAGCACUACUCUGCACCGCCCAGUAUCAGUGUAUGCAUAAUGUUCAACUCCGCUUGCAAUCCACUGACCGUCGCGGAGACCGGCAUCUUCUUCCACGAGGCGCAGCUGCGUCCUGGCAGCGCCAUGACGCUCUCCUUCCCGGCGGAGGCAGAGACAGCUAUCCUCCCCCACGGCGUCGCCGAGAAGGUCCCCUUCGGAAACCUAGGCGACGUCCUCGCCACCUUCAACAUCCCGGCGGGCUCCGCCGAGGCAACCCAGGUGAGGGACACCCUGAGCAGGUGCCAGGAGCCGCCUGUCGCGGGCGAGGUCAAGUCCUGCACCACGUCCCUGGAGAGCACCGUGCGUAGCGCCAUGGACAUGCUUGGCACCGUUGUCAACGACGGCGGCCAGCAGGGCGUGUGGGCGGCCACGUCGGAGCUCCCCCGCGGGGGGCUGCCACGUCAGCCCUACGUGGUCCAGGGUGUCGCCCCGCUGGACGGCGAACGCUACGUGUCCUGCCACAAGGUGCCGUUCCCGUACGCCGUCUACCAGUGCCACAGUGCAGGGACGAUGGGGUACAGAGCCUACGUGGUCUCGCUUAGCGGCCUCCGCGGCGGCGGCCGGCCGGCGGCUUCCAUGCUGGCGUUCUGCCACGUCGACACCUCCAGCUGGAACCCGGCGCACCCGGCUUUCGAGAUACUGAACACCCGCCCCGGUGGCUCGCCGGUGUGCCACUUCAUGCCGUACGGUGAUCUGGCCUUCGUUAAGAAGGCUGGACGAGCCUAUUAACUUGCUAUGCUCAAUCUACGUAUUGUCAUAAAAGGUAUAAAGUAUAACGGCAACCUCUAUAUUAUCCUCACGCUUUGGAUAUCGACAUGGUCUUUAAUUAUUCACGCACUAUACAAGUAUAUAUGCAUGACCUUGUGCAUUUGAGGGUGUGGCGUCCUAUAAAAUAAAAGGCGUCUAGGUUUAUUGUUUGGAUCUUAAAUGGUUGCUAGUAGUGUUUGUACAAGUCUUGUUUGCUAUAACAUAUUGUAUCUUGUUUGUUUGUGUGUGUGUGUGUGUAUUAUGCCUCUUGAAUGUGCAAACAGUCCCUUUCGUCA